This is a messenger RNA of Tribolium castaneum (red flour beetle), 429 nucleotides long. It is a transcript of the gene Gpa2, whose product is annotated as Glycoprotein hormone alpha 2. NCBI's taxonomy places the organism in Eukaryota, Metazoa, Arthropoda, Insecta, Coleoptera, Tenebrionidae. Bases 61 to 429 code for a protein of 122 amino acids. Gene Ontology annotation, molecular function: hormone receptor binding. Gene Ontology annotation, biological process: cell surface receptor signaling pathway. The record is from RefSeq and is marked provisional. The transcript has 2 exons.
CGCCGCUGACGCCGUUGCAUCGACGCCGGUCCACCAGGUGGGUGCGAAACUCUUUGCAGGAUGCUGGCGUGCUGGCUGCUCUUCACGCUCCUGUCGCUCUCGGACGCCUUCAUGGUGAAGGCGGUGACCGCGCGCGACGCCUGGCAGAAGCCCGGAUGCCACAAAGUUGGGCAUACUAGGAAGAUUAGUAUUCCCGAAUGCGUGGAGUUCCAUAUGACGACGAACGCCUGCCGCGGGUUUUGCGAAAGCUGGGCGGUUCCGUCAGGGCCUAAAGCCACUCCGACGCAACCUGUUACUUCCGUUGGACAAUGUUGUAACAUCAUGGAGACGGAACCUGUUGAAGCUCGGGUUUUAUGCGUGGAUGGUGUUCGAACGCUAACUUUUAAAUCCGCCGUUAGCUGUUCUUGUUAUCACUGUAAGAAGGAUUAG